UCUUUCUUCUUCGUCUUCCUCACAGCCUCACACUCUCUCUCUAGCAACAAUCAAGAAGAAGAAGCAAAACAUAGUUAACAGAGAGAGAAGAAACAUCAUUUACUACAAUGCAAUCACUUCCAUCUGUUGCUUCUUCUUCUUCUUCUCUUCGAACUUCUCCUCUUGACUCAUUUCUCAAUAGGUCUCCACAACUAUGUGCCAAUGUCAGGCCAAAACCCAUCAACAAAAAAUUCAAAAUUUCUGCUUCUACCAUCUCUGCGCCCCAGCGAGAGAAGGAUCCAAAGAAACGUGUGGUGAUUACGGGUAUGGGUCUGGUAUCAGUCUUUGGGAAUGACGUCGACACCUAUUACGAGAGGCUUCUAGCAGGAGAGAGCGGAAUCGAUCUGAUUGAUCGGUUCGAUGCUUCUAAGUUCCCAACUCGAUUCGGCGGGCAGAUCCGGGGAUUCUCUGCUCAAGGGUACAUUGAUGGGAAGAAUGAUAGACGGUUGGAUGAUAGUCUCCGUUACUGCAUUGUUGCUGGCAAGAAGGCGCUUGAAGAUGCCGAUCUUGGCGGAGAAAAGCUAGGAAAGAUUGAUAAGGAGCGAGCUGGUAUACUUGUUGGGACGGGAAUGGGAGGUCUUACGGUCUUUUCUGAUGGUGUUCAAGCUCUUAUAGAGAGGGGUCAUAGGAAAAUAACUCCAUUUUUCAUUCCUUAUGCUAUAACUAAUAUGGGAUCUGCUUUGCUAGCAAUUGACAUUGGUUUUAUGGGACCAAAUUACUCAAUAUCUACUGCAUGUGCUACUUCAAACUAUUGCUUUUACGCUGCUGCAAAUCACAUCCGGAGGGGAGAGGCAGAUCUCAUGAUUGCUGGUGGAACCGAAGCUGCUAUUAUCCCCAUCGGUCUUGGAGGUUUUGUUGCUUGUAGGGCUCUUUCUCAAAGAAAUGAUGAUCCCAAAACUGCUUCUAGGCCAUGGGACAUCAAUCGAGAUGGUUUUGUCAUGGGAGAAGGUUCCGGGGUCUUGGUUAUGGAAAGUUUGGAGCAUGCAAUGAAACGAGGUGCACCAAUAAUUGCGGAAUAUCUUGGUGGAGCUGUUAAUUGCGAUGCUCAUCAUAUGACUGAUCCUAGAGCAGAUGGUCUUGGUGUUUCUUCAUGCAUCAUCAGCUGUCUCGAGAAUUCUGGUGUCUCACCCGAGGAGGUCAACUACAUUAAUGCACAUGCAACCUCAACUCCGGCUGGUGAUGUAGCUGAAGUGAAUGCUGUCAAAAAGGUCUUCAAGAACACAUCGGAGAUCAAGAUGAAUUCCACCAAGUCCAUGAUUGGACACUGUCUUGGUGCAGCAGGAGGUUUGGAAGCUAUUGCUUCAGUUAAGGCUAUUACUACAGGAUGGCUGCAUCCCACCAUUAAUCAAUUUAACCUGGAGCCUUCUGUUGAGUUCGACACAGUGGCAAACCAUAAGAAACAACAUGAAGUGAAUGUCGCAAUUUCAAAUUCUUUCGGAUUUGGUGGACACAACUCUGUGGUGGCGUUCUCUGCGUUCAAACCCUAGACGUGUUUUCUUAAUCUACAGAAACCGAAUUAAGUGAUAACAUGGUUCAGGUUUUUUGUUGUUAUUUUAACUUUUUUCUUGUAAGUUUCUGUUGUUUUUUCUUUACGAGAUUUUGUGUUCGCAAAUGAGUCUCGAGAACCAUUUUCAUCAAACCUUUGGCUAUUUUCUAUGUAGUUGGUCUAUCUUAAUAAUGUGAAAACUAUUAGCAUGA
This is a messenger RNA of Impatiens glandulifera, 1737 nucleotides long. Its product is annotated as 3-oxoacyl-[acyl-carrier-protein] synthase I, chloroplastic. Gene Ontology annotation, biological process: fatty acid biosynthetic process. The transcript is spliced from 7 exons. The coding region runs from base 108 to 1526 and encodes 472 amino acids. Gene Ontology annotation, molecular function: 3-oxoacyl-[acyl-carrier-protein] synthase activity. The record is from RefSeq and is a predicted model, not a curated record. Lineage: Eukaryota; Viridiplantae; Streptophyta; Magnoliopsida; Ericales; Balsaminaceae.